Molecule: messenger RNA, 1817 nt
Organism: Saccostrea echinata
Lineage: Eukaryota; Metazoa; Mollusca; Bivalvia; Ostreida; Ostreidae
Product: helicase with zinc finger domain 2-like
Exons: 4
Coding region: 192-1817 (541 amino acids)
Molecular function (GO): 5'-3' DNA helicase activity
Source: RefSeq, a predicted model, not a curated record
AAAACCAUCAUUUGCAGCAAAUAAUAAAACAGACCAUCUUCUCACGUUAUCCUGGUUACAACGAUUAUAUUCUUGGAAUAUAUAUAAUUUAUAUUUCUUCGACGUCUGUUUCAAAUAGUUCUGUAAAGUUAAAUCCACAUCUCAAAGUAAAUUUCAUUUCCCUUGGGAGAUGGAAGAGUUUUAUAAACGCUAUGAUGAAUGAAAGCCUUCAAAUGUUGGAGAAUGAUUUUGAUCAUAAAGAGUUUCUGCCCACUGUAGCCGCGUGUCGUGGCACAAAUUCUGUUGCUAGUUCUGAAAAACAGAAUGGUAUUAUCUUUCAGCAGUGCACAGAAUUUAGUUUAUCUUUCAACCGUGGUCAAGUUAUUCCUCUUCAACUUGGAGCUGAGCUGAAAGGUGGGAAAAUGGUGCCAACUAUUCAUCUGUUGGAAAUUUCAAGGAAUGUGAAAUGCUGUAUUCAACACAUGUCUGAUCCAAUUGAGUUCUUUGGAGCUUAUGCUAAUAGACAUGCAGGCAACAGACGAAUGAAACCAGGUGAAUACAUUCAAGUAUGGUCGGAAAUAUUUCGAAUGGAAUCCAUAACCAAUGCAACAAAGUCUUUAUCGGUAGUCAUUAAUCAUUUACCUAUCAGAUUUUGCAGUUCUAACAUUGGAGAUGGCUUUUUCGUAUUACAGAAAAAGUUUUGUCUACAGCGAGAUUUGGAUUUUCAAUGGGAAGAAACAGACAAGGAUGGUAAAUUUGUUCCUUUUGAAAGGAACUUUCUAUGCAUUCGGUGCGAGAUAUUGAAUGGCUGUCCGUCUGAAGAUGGUUUUAAUUUGUCGCCAAACAAGAGAUGGAUUUGGGUUGGUCAUGGAGAAACAAAAUUUAUCCAAAAAAACAAAGACAAUAGCGAGGUUAAAGUGCAUUUCCAGUUGCAUAAAAAAAGUAAAAAACCAGUAUUUUCAAUGAUUGAUGCCACGACUUGUAUUUGUACAAUUGAAAUACUUCAGAUGUCAAUUUCAGAGAGACGUAUUGAAAUAAAUUUGAACAAACUUGAUAAUGCAACGAAGCUGGCGAGGUCAAUAGCCUUGAGAGAAGUGAUGCCUAAACUGGAUGAUCGACACUUGAACUUAGGAAAACUUAAAGAACUGAAUAGGUUCAAAGAAGAUUUUCUGCGAAACAAUGAUGAACAGUCAACAGCGAUUAAAGAAGCACUAUCUUCACGAUUUACAUUGAUACAAGGCCCUCCAGGACAACUUCAUCUGGAGCUGAGAUCAAAAAACCUUUGUCCAAAUAUGGUGAGAAUGUACGGGAGUUCCAUAGAAAAUACGGUCUAUCCGAUACCAGGCAGGGACUACAUCAAUCGGACGUCUUGUAGAGACAACCGACCCGACCCGGACUUAGCAGAUGUUUCACUCCAUAACUUGGUAAGAAAAGACGGUAAACCAUUUGCAUCAGAAUUAAAGCAGCUAGAUAAACUCUUUCAAAAAAAUCCAGAAGAAGUUGAUCCUGAAAAGAUUAUUGAGUAUAUGAAGAUACUCAGCAAAGCUACUCAGGAAGAGCUCAAGCAUUAUGACGUCAUUUUCUGCACAACUUCCGUUGCAACAAAUCCGAAACUUCUUAAAGCUACAAAAGGAAAGGUCUUUCAAUUGAUUAUUGACGAAGCAGGAAUGUGCACUGAACCAGAAACAAUCGCUCCAAUUAUUGCAACGGAAGCAGAACAAGUAGUUCAUAUUGGAGAUCACAAACAACUUCAACCAAUCAUCAUUUGUCCCGAGGCUGGUAGACUGGGGCUUUCCAAAACUUUAUUUGAACGGUAUUCUGACAAUGCAGUGUUCUGA